UGUCAACAUGCAGCAAACUACGAGUCUCAUAAGAAUGGAUAGCGACAGUAUUGGUAAAGAUACGCAUGUACCAUUAUCGCAGUCGAAAUAUGUUUUGGCUAAGUAUGGAAUACAAGUUAUUGAUCCGCAGCAUGAUCCACUCGAAGAGACGUUUUUUUCAACCGGAGCUGUUUCGGAUGAUAUGCAUUAUCAUCCAGGACCUAGAGCGAUUGAAUGUAAAGCUGACGCCGGAAAAUUCGGGUGCGACCGCGACAGUUGCAUGCGCGUCCUCUGGUGUUACCUUUUUCCCUGUGCUUUGAUCGAAAGCUGCUUCGUGGCGAUUUGCGACUGCUGGUGGGAAUGUCUUAGCGGAUGUCUUCGUCGCAUGGAAGAGCACUAUACGUUCCAAUGUUGCGAAAGAUGUUGUAAACUGGAAGAGAAUUAAAGAGUUAAAAUAACAUGGUUAGUUGAUGAGAUCCGUGAUGUUUUAUCAACAGCUAGGCAAAGUAUGCAGGAAUGGGUAUGA
Messenger RNA from Tribolium madens (black flour beetle), 505 nucleotides. RefSeq lists its product as uncharacterized. The transcript is spliced from 2 exons. NCBI's taxonomy places the organism in Eukaryota, Metazoa, Arthropoda, Insecta, Coleoptera, Tenebrionidae. Bases 8 to 424 code for a protein of 138 amino acids. The record is from RefSeq and is a predicted model, not a curated record.